This is a messenger RNA of Erinaceus europaeus (western European hedgehog), 3024 nucleotides long. It is a transcript of the gene NKAIN1, whose product is annotated as sodium/potassium transporting ATPase interacting 1. Gene Ontology annotation, biological process: regulation of sodium ion transport. The transcript is spliced from 7 exons. The coding region runs from base 402 to 1070 and encodes 222 amino acids. The record is from RefSeq and is a predicted model, not a curated record. NCBI's taxonomy places the organism in Eukaryota, Metazoa, Chordata, Mammalia, Eulipotyphla, Erinaceidae.
GGCGGCGGCGAGCCACGUGGUGGGGCCAGGGAGCCGCGGCCGCCGAGCGCCCGGGCGGCUGCCCCAGCUGGGCAGUGCUGCUGUGCGCCGCGCCGCGCUGCACUCGGUGGCCGCGCUCCUAGCUCCCCGCAGCCGCCCCGGGGCAGGAGGCGCGCCUGGCGGCCGGCCGGCCAGACAAAGGAGGCGCGGCGCAGCCAGCGCGCGGGCGGGCGGACCAUGGGCUCGAGGCGCGGACGACCAGCCCCAUCCGCGAGGACGCCGCGCUCCCCGGCCCGGCCCUAGGCGCCUCGCCCGGCCGCCCGGGGGCGCCCAGCCGGGAGGACGCGGAUCCCGCGCGCGCGGCGAAGAGGAAGCGGCGCCGGUGAUAGAGCGAGCAGGGGACGCCCGCGCGGCCCGGAGCCAUGGGCAAGUGCAGCGGGCGCUGCACUCUGGUCGCCUUCUGCUGCCUGCAGCUGGUGGCUGCAUUGCAACGCCAGAUCUUUGACUUCCUGGGCUACCAAUGGGCUCCAAUUCUGGCCAACUUCCUGCACAUCAUGGCUGUAAUCCUGGGAAUCUUUGGCACUGUGCAGUACCGCUCCCGGUACCUUAUUCUGUACGCAGCCUGGCUGGUGCUCUGGGUUGGCUGGAACGCCUUCAUCAUCUGCUUCUACCUGGAGGUUGGACAACUGUCCCAGGAACUCCUCCCCCCAGCUCAGUAUCCCAGGCCCCCCUGCCCCCAGGACCGGGACUUCAUCAUGACCUUCAACACAUCCCUGCACCGUUCCUGGUGGAUGGAGAAUGGACCGGGCUGCCUGGUGACUCCUGUCCUCAACUCCCGCCUGGCCCUGGAGGACCAUCACGUCAUCUCUGUCACUGGCUGCCUGCUCGACUAUCCUUACAUUGAAGCGCUCAGCAGUGCCCUGCAGAUCUUCCUAGCUCUAUUCGGCUUCGUGUUCGCCUGCUACGUGAGCAAAGUCUUCCUGGAGGAGGAGGACAGCUUUGACUUCAUCGGUGGCUUCGACUCCUACGGAUACCAGGCGCCCCAGAAGACUUCGCAUCUACAGCUGCAGCCUCUGUACACGUCUGGGUAACUUUCGCACCAGCCCACCCUAGCACCGCUUGCUAGAGGCUGAACUGACAGGACAGCUGGCUGCAGGAAUCAGACCAAGAGGAGCAGGAGCGUCCCCUUGUGGCUCGUGGACCAAACAGCUGCAGCCUACAGUGGCCAGCUGUGGGCCUGCUGCGGAUUUGGACUGUCCAUUUGCAGCCCAGACUUCAGGGGUGGGGCAGGGUGGGGCGGGGGAGGGGGAUCUCGGGUUUUUAUUUUAUUUUAUUAUUAUUUUUAAAUUUUAGCCUUGACUUGAGCUGGGGCUUCUCUGUCUUCUCCAGCCUCCCUUUCACCUUCACCCAGCACUCUGCCCCCUGUCCAGAGAGAAACUUCAGGGCAGACCCUCGCCCCAUCUCACAAUAUCCUCACCAGUCCUAGGGGAAGACAAGUUGAACUAGGAACAGGAGUCCAGGGUUCUAAUCGCAGCUCUGUCACUGGCUAUCUGUGUGACAUCUGGCAAGGUUCUUGACUUCUCUGGGCCUCAGUUUCCCUAUCUCCAAUAAUUAAAACAACCCCUUAGCAGAUGAAAUUCUUUCUAGUCUUGCCAUUCCCUGUGCUGGGCUGGGGUUAUUCUCCUUUUUUGCAGCCCUGGAAACUGAGGCCCAGAGAUGUUACAGUGAUUUGCUGGAGGUCACACAUCCAGGCUUUGAGGGCAUGCAGACCUAGAACCAGUGGAUUUUCUGUAGUUCAGACUCUCAAAACCCAGUGUUUCCAAGUUGCCAUCCAGUUUGGACACUUUAUAAUCCAUCUUCACCACACUCACAGAUCAUCCCCACCCCUUGCCAAUAUCUCUCUUAAAGCAAUAUGUCCAAUCUCUUGUUGGGAACCAGAUGGACGGAGCCCAGAGCCCUGAGUCCAACUGGAUCCACAGAGAAGCCUUCCUAGACUCAUCUUCUACCCACUCUUGGCAAACUUGUCAAGCUCUUCCCAAUAAAAGGGAGGCUACAACUCAAUCAUUCCACUGCCUCCCAGGCCCUGGAGGCUGAGUCUCCUUCCUGUACCAGUGCCCCCUUCCACCCUGCCCCCCCCCCCAGCACCUCACCAACCCCUGAGGACUCCACCCAUCCAUUGGAAGAUCUAUAAUUCCAGUGUAGAAGAGGGCUGGUUAGUGCUGCCCAGUCACCAGUGUUCCAGACCACCAGCAUUUAUGACCUCUCUCUCCAGUGUCCACAGACAACCUCUAGCAAGCCCAGGAGGAGCUCUGAAAAGGCAGGAUGGGAGCAUAGAUUCAUGAUGGGGUUAGACAGGACCAGCACCCUUCCCUGAGAGCAAGAUGAGAAGAAAGCCCUUUCUUCCCGCCUCCUCUCCUUCUGCAGACUCCUUAAAGACCCUGUACUCUGUGCUCUGUCUGGUAUGUUGAAGGACAGGAUGGUCAGGCCUCAGCUUCCUGUUUGUGGAAUAGUGGUGGCCUUGAGUUAGGAAGGACAGAAGGAAGCACUGAGGGGCUAAAGGGGAGCACAGAGGGUUUGCAUCUUUUGCUUCACACACUCCCAUCUAGCAUUCACUACUCUCUGAGGCCAAGACAUGCGAGCCAGGACUCCACUGUACUAGCUUAUCUCUAGAGCUGUUCCAAGAAGCCACCCCCCCCCCCAAGUUCUUCCUGUCACAGUAGGCACUGAGGUUCCAGGGGGUCAUCCCAGUAGGGACAGCUCCAGAGAGAGAUGGUGCCCUUCAGACUGCUACCCUGCAAUUGGGCCAAUUCUCACCUCCAGCCCUCUCCUCCCAUCCCCAGUUGGCUGUCAUCUCUUCAUGUCUACUUCCCCCAACCACCUUUUUACUCAACGGGUUUAGCCACUGGUGCUUUGAAGCCUUUUGUUUUUAUAAGAUGGUGUUUGCAAGGGGACCAGCUUCUCUUCUUGCAGGGACCUGACAAGGCAGGGAGUGUUCCCCUGGUUUCUGUGCAGGUGGGUUGAUUAAAGAUGUUGUUUUCUUCUCUA